Durusdinium trenchii is the source of this 1557-nucleotide messenger RNA. The record is from the annotation of a GenBank genome assembly. NCBI's taxonomy places the organism in Eukaryota, Dinophyceae, Suessiales, Symbiodiniaceae.
UGAAGACGUCCGUCCCACCGACCGACCGACCAGCACCGAGCUGCACCGACCGAGCGGCGGAACCUUCGCGAUGACGCCAUGGCGGCCGCGCUGCGCGUGGGCGAUGUGGUGCUGCUCCAGGGGCUUCAGCGAGGCUUCAAUGGUCGCAGGGGCCGCCUGGAAGAGCUCAACGGUGAGAAGUGCCGCGUGCGCCUCUCGGGGGGCUUGCGAGUGCAGGUUCUUGCCAUGAACCUGAGCUCUGUGGCUGAGGACGCCAUCUCGGAAGCCUCAGAGUCUGCGAGCAGCGUGGACGAAGAGACCUACAAGACGGCCCAUCGACGAGAGCUCCUGGCGCGGGACUUCUUCGAGUUGCUGGACCCUUCGGGGAGGAACGUCUUGAGGGCCUCUGAACUGUAUCAUUUCGCCUACGCUUGUGGAUUCGAAGAAGGCAGAGACCUGUGGCACAGCGAAUACAAGGCGCUGUGCCAGCUUUGCAAUGUUACGGACGGUUUCUACUGGCAGGACUUUCUGGAACUGCUUUCGAACGAGGCUCUACCCACCAAGUGUGGGACCUCCGAGCUUCCUUCGUUGAUGGAACGCGCCGCGCAGAGCCAGUUGCUGAGCCGAACGGACGCUUCCAAAGUGCCGGAGAAGGAAAAGCAAGGGAAGAGACUUUCCGGACUCAGUCGGGGCUCCAUGAGGAAGACGAAGCGAAGCGAAAAGCUGCGUCGCACCAUCCAGGAGAGCCAAGCGCGCCGCGAGGCCGUGGUACGGCUCUUCUACGCGCUGGAUGCCGACGGCGAUGGGCGCUUGAAGCUGGCGGAGAUGGAGCGCUUCGCGGCGCUGUGCGACUUCUCUGGAGACUGGCAAGUCGAGUACGAGGUGAUGUGUGAAGUCCUGAAAAUCGAUGCGGAACGAGGAGCGGACUUGCCGGACUUUGAGCGCCUGGUGAGCAAUGAAAAGAGCCACGCUUAUUGCACAGACCAGGAGCUGCAAGAGAUGGUUGCCGAGAUGACCUCCAGGCAUGACCAGAUCAUUUCGAACCAGGCGGCCAUCCGAAUCCAGGCAAACACCAGAGGCUUCCUGGCCCGGCAGCGCACUGCGCUGAGACAGGUCGAUGAGAUUGAAGAGACAGAAGAGGACGAAUUGCCCGAACCACCCGAGCCUCCGUGGAGUGAAAGUGAUGAUUGAGCCGAAGGAAGUGGAAAAUACACCUUCUGCUGAUUGCCGUCGAAAGCCCAACGUUGAAGAGCUGGCUCCAACACCUGACUUGGCUAAGCCAGAGGUGUGAAGCCAAGGGCCUGUGUCAAUCAAAAGUGAACGAGAGCCUCCUGGAGAUGUGUUGCGGUAACUUGAGGACAGUGAGUUGGUGCUUCCGAAGGCUGACCUGAGGGAGAUGUGCUUUGAAGGGAUGUUCAGCAACCUCUUUUUGACAAGAGGAGGUGCAGUAGAAACGAUUUCUGCCCUGCUAAAGGCUGCACGGACAGGUCUAAGAGGUCUAAAGGGUGCGGGUUUGCGGGCGGUUUUCGAGCGCGGUUUGACGCCCAAUUCCAUCGCAAUUCUUCCACCCCAUUGACU